Molecule: messenger RNA, 1588 nt
Organism: Dacryopinax primogenitus
Lineage: Eukaryota; Fungi; Basidiomycota; Dacrymycetes; Dacrymycetales; Dacrymycetaceae
Product: endopeptidase
Exons: 5
Coding region: 1-1512 (503 amino acids)
Biological process (GO): protein deneddylation
Cellular component (GO): COP9 signalosome
Source: RefSeq, a predicted model, not a curated record
AUGUCCGACGACGAGUACAUGCAAGAUGACGAGUACGGCUUUGAGUAUUCGGACGACGAUGGCGACGAUCAGGCAGAUGCGUCUCUCGAAAACAGGUAUUACACUGCCAAAUCAAUGAAAGAGGACGACCCCGAAGCGGCGAUUGAAGAGUUUAAAUCGAUAGUAGAGGAUGAACCAGAAAAAGGAGACUGGGGCUUCAAAGGGUUGAAGCAACAAACAAAACUCAACUUUCUCGUGUUGAACCGACCUUCUGAAGCGCUCAAGACAUACACUAAGCUGCUAUCUUAUACCAAGUCCGCUGUUACCCGGAACUAUAGCGAAAAGACUAUCAAUGGCAUUCUAGACUACGUGAGCGGGAGCGGCAAGAAGCGGCGCUAUAAGAGCAGGGCAGGAAAGAAGCCUUCUGAGCAGGAACAAAUGGAAAUUUUGGAAAAGUUCUACGAGAUCACAAGAAAGGCUCUGGAGGAGGCGAAGAAUGAGCGCUUAAGUGUGAAAACGAACCUUAAGCUGGCCAAGCUCUACCUGGACAAGCAUGAAUAUCCAAGGUUACAAGCAUUGCUAAAGUCACUUCAUGCCUCUACAUUAUCUGCGAAUGCGGCGGCACCAACAGGCGCCGAUGACUCGACCGCCCAGUCGGCUACCGGUACCCUGCUCCUUGAAAUCUACGCCCUUGAGAUUCAGAUGUACUCCGACAUGCGAGACUACAAGAAGCUGAAGGAGAUCUACAACGCGUCUAGUCAAGUGCGCUCUGCCAUCCCCCAUCCCCGCAUUAUGGGUGUUAUCCGAGAGUGCGGUGGUAAGAUGUGGAUGGGCGAGCGACACUGGGCAAAAGCUUCGAGCGACUUCUUCGAAAGCUUUAGAAGCUAUGAUGAGGCUGGAAGCCCGCAGAGGAUACAGGUUCUCAAAUAUCUUGUGCUGGCGAAUAUGUUAACUGGUGCCGAGGUGAAUCCCUUCGAUUCUCAGGAAACAAAACCAUACAAAAACGACCCGGAGAUCACGGCCAUGACGGAUCUCGUAUCAGCAUAUCAGCGACGAGAAGUUCAUGAAGCGGAAAAGAUCCUGAGAGAGAACAAGGCCACUAUUAUGGACGAUCCGUUCAUCUGCUCGUAUAUGGGUGACGUAUUGCGCUCACUCCGCACACAUUACCUCAUCGAUCUCAUGAAGCCAUACACGCGGCUAGAGAUCGGUUUCCUCGCAAAACAACUAAAUGUUGACAAUGCCGAAGUCGAGGAGCUGUGUAUUGGACUCAUCCUGGACGGCAAGGUUCAAGGCCGGAUUGACCAAGUCGCCCAGAUUGUCGAACUGGAACGACACAAAGGCUUAGAUGCGAGGCGGUAUAACGCAUUGGACGCAUGGACCACCGGGAUGGAGAAGAUUUUCGAUAACAUUACGGCCAAGGCUGGUGCGACAAAUGACCGCGGGAUGGGCGGUGCGCCUAUGGGAAUGGGAAUGGGACUGCCAUUCGGUCCCGAAUGGGAGAGUGCUAGCAAGGGAUUGACGGUUGGUGCAUGAGCUAGAAGAUUCUGGGCUGUGUAUCCCGUGCGGAUGUCUCUAUACCGCUGUAUUAUUGUCGAUAUCACGCAUUAUC